AUGGCAUUAUCCAAAGUCCUUCAGUGUCUAGCCAACAUCUCCAAUGGUACCUACCUAGUCCCUGCAACAAGAUUGUACCACUCUCCAUCCGAGCGACUGGGACGACGCAGGACAUCAAGCUGGAUUAACACCACCAGAAUGAAUAUUUCAGAUGUUAAAGAGACAUUUAUCAGUAGGCGAUAUAGGCCAAAUGUGUUAGCAAAUUUCCAGCUACCUUUGUUGUUGGGUCCGACCUCGUCCAAUACCAUUGGCAACAAUGCUGAAAUCAGGUUGGGGGCUGGCGACCCAUAA
This is a messenger RNA of Colletotrichum lupini, 291 nucleotides long. RefSeq lists its product as uncharacterized. The transcript has 3 exons. The coding region runs from base 1 to 291 and encodes 96 amino acids. NCBI's taxonomy places the organism in Eukaryota, Fungi, Ascomycota, Sordariomycetes, Glomerellales, Glomerellaceae. The record is from RefSeq and is a predicted model, not a curated record.